AUGGUUGAUGGUUCAGAAACAGGGGAUGGGAGCAGACCGUGUGAAGGCCAUGUUGAAAUCUAUCAUGAGAAGAAAUGGGGCUACGUUGGAGAUAAAGGCUGGAACAGGGCUACUGAAGAAGUGGUGUGCAAAAGCAUAAACUGUGGGGAACCUAUGGAGGACUUAACAGUGGAUGUGAAGUGGCCCUUUGGUAACAGCACAGUCUGGCUCAAUGAAUUAAAGUGCAAUGAAAACCAUAAAAAUCUGUGGGACUGUGAUUUUCCUGGCUGGAACAUCAGCUUUUACAAAAAAUGGACAGUGAAAAAGAUAACAUGUAGAAAUAACAUUAGCAUAAGCCUGGAUGGAUAUGACUGUGCAGGAGCUGUCCAGUUUUCCAUAAAUGGGAAAAAAAGUUACUUUUGUGACUUGGGUGAAAGAGAAGCCAAUUUUUUGUGCGAAAGCCUCAAUUGCAGUGCGUCCAAGGAGAUCGUUAAGGAGGAAUGGAUGGGUUGGAAACACUUACAAAACUCAGAGAUGACCCUCAACUGUGCAGGCAUUAAUGAUGUACAAAAUCUGUGGCAGUGUGCAAAGCAGGGACCACAAGUAUGCAAAAAUCCUGUUUCUGUCAUAUGCAAAGGUCAUAAAAGACUGCAACUCGAAGGAGAUCCAUCAAAUGUAUGUUCUGGGAAUUUGCAAACGAUGGAAAAUGGCAAAUGGACUUAUAACAACAGCAAAUCCAGCCUUAAUGUGUGCCAACAAAUGAACUGUGGUACUGUUUAUAAGCAGACAGGCGAUAAAGUGACAUGCACAGACAAUAUUAAAGUAGUUCUAAGGGAAAACAACAAUCCCAGCACCUGCUAUGGUGCAGUACAUAUUCAAGUGAAUAAUUUAUCGCUGCCUGUGUGUGGCAACAGCUGGACCGAGAAGAAUGCUGAAGUAGUUUGCAAGGAGCUAAACUGCGGGAAGGUGGUUCCUUUUGAUAAGACGAAAAAAACAACAACAACAAGAAGAGGCAUAAUGGACUAUGUGAAAUGCUCAGGCGAAGAGUCUUCACUAUGGCACUGUAGGGCCAAGCGUGACAAAACACCUUUCACAUGUGAUUCCAUGGCCUACGUAGUCUGUGCAGCUAGUAUUGACGUGAGAUUAGCGGACGGUCCUGGAAAAUGCGCUGGGAGAGUAGAGAUCAAGCAUGAGGGCCAAUGGAAAAGAGUCAGAAAAAACAAUUGGAAAGAAACCAACUCAGAUGCUGUCUGUAGACAACUGAAAUGUGGAAAUAAAGGAAAAUCCAACAGUUCUGAAAAAUUCAGUAAGGGUUCAGGUGAUUUCCUGGCUCACAAAGUAGACUGCAGUGGAAACGCCGCAAACAUAAAUGAGUGUUUUGAAAACAAACAACAAAACCAAGAAACCCAACGUGCAGAGGACGAGCCAGUGGGGAUAAUCUGUGAGGAUCACAAGGUGGUAUUUCUGAAGGGAAAAAAGGCCUGUUCUGGCACCGUGGGGAUAGAACAUGGCACCAAAACCCACUGGCUCUCCGGGUCUAACGAGACAUGGAACCAAUACUCUGCAAACGCAGUAUGUCAGCAGAUGCACUGUGGGAAAGCCACCCAGUAUAACUUCAUCGAUAGUAAAAUGUUCAAAGAAGGAGUUUGGAAAGAAUCUUACAGCUGCUUACCCAACACCAAAUCUCUGUUUGAAUGUGAAAACAGAACAUUGCCAUCUAACCACAGUGACACUAUUGCCAGUGUGACAUGCUCAGGAAAAAUCAAAAUAAACCUGACCAAUCAGUGUCAUGGGCGCGUCAACGUUUGUGUGAAUGAGACAUGUGGAGGUGUGUGUGCAGACACCUGGACAGAACAAAUGUCUUUGAUGCUGUGUAAAAACCUCGGCUGCGGGGAUAAAAUCCUACGUCUACAAAAAAAGCAUGAAAUAAGUAACGUGAUCAUCCAGAGCUUGCACACUACACAGCACACCACCAAAGUGAACCAGUGCAACUUGGUCAGAAGGGCUGAAAAUGAUGAAGCCUGUAAGAACAACGCAGCCUAUGUUGCUUGCUCAGGUAGUGUCAAGGCCGAAAUGUCUUCCAGUAACAAAUGUUAUGGAAAUGUCGUGCUGCACUAUGACGACCAGUGGCUCCCUGUGUGUAAGGCUGCUCUUAACGACACGGAAACUCGAAACGCCAUCUGUGGGGACCUGAAAUGUGGUCAUGCUCUCAAGACGAUUGACUUUGGACCAUCAGUAAGCGGUCAAGUCAUUUCAGAAAUGAAUUGUUCUGCAAACGGCAAGGAGUCAUUACAAGCUUGUAAUAUCACUUCUACCACGAGCACCUGCACUCAUGGUUUCCUCAAAUGCGCCGGUGAGCAUAGGGUCAACCUUUCAGACAAGUGCCAUGGUGACGUGAAGAUAAAUGGAGUUGAAGUGUGCGACAGUGACUGGGAAGACUUCCAAUACCACUUGGUUUGCCAAGCUCAGGACUGUAGCAACGCUGUUGUUAAAAUCCCCAGUGUUAGAAACCCUAAUCCAGCUGUGGACUACCAUCAUGUCAAAUGUGAGAAGCACCAUUACAAACUUAGCCAGUGCCUUCAUUUCAAGGGAAAGUGUAACAGAGAAUUGGUAUCUGUUUACUGCACUGAGAAUGUCAAGUUCAAUACUACAGAAAAAUGUGGAGGUCAGAUUGAAGUCAAUUAUCGAAAUAAGUGGGAAAAAGUGUGUCCCCUGAAUCCAUCAUUUACCUCUAAAUUUAAGGAAAUGCUGUGUAAAAACCUUAACUGUGGUGGUCUCGCUCUUAAAAUACAGAACAACAACAACAAGAAAACGGACAUCUUGGAAACACACCUGCAUUGCACAACUGAUCACAUGGACAUCAAACACUGUGUCAUCCACGAGCGUUGUUCAAACGUUACACCAGCUGAGAUCUACUGUGAUGGGUAUGUGAUAAAACUACCGCCCACAGGGCCACCCAGGCCAAUCUCCAUAGUGCCUAUUCUCCUGGGAGUAGGAUUACUUUUGGUUCUGGUGAUAGUGAUUGUUGUGUUUAUAAGAAUCUUCAUUGUCAAGAAAGCCAAGAAUGUCUCAUCGAGAAUGUUCCCAAGACAAGAAGUAGAGUUUGAAAGUGGCGACUAUGAGGAUGUCAAAAGCAAAGAAAAUGAAAUGGAAGAAUCUCAUCGUGGCAGGUUCAGAUCAGAGGCUGAAGUCAUCACAGAGAGUGACACCAGGAGCAAUGCCUCAUUUUCAUACGAUGAUAUUGAUGAAGCUGCUGAGGCUCAGCCCCUGACCUCUAAGGCCGCCACUGCUGGUCCCACAGGUGACAAUUAUAUCCAUGAGGGCGCCCUCGAUCAAAGCAGAGAUGAGGUGACCUAUGAGGUGGAAGACCCACAGGAGAAUUACGACGACAUUGAAACCAGCCCUGAAAUCUCUCAGACUAAAGUUGAAGUCCACGACAGCCCCCAAACCACACCUGAAAGUAUUGCAGCGGCAUCUCCAGCUUUGGUGCAGGAGGAUGAGGACUACCUGGUGCCGGGCCAUGAUGGGUGAGCCAAAACUGGGUUUAAAAUCUGCUAUAAUCAAAUCAAAUCUGGCAAAGUCGAUCACCCCAAAUCAAACCCCCUUUUACUCAUAUGGACAAACAAUAUAAGAGUAAAGAAUCUUUUAUGCAGUAGACAUUUGCUGAAGUUGUUAAAAUAAACUAAAUCAAAAUUGAGAGCAUAAAAAUCAGAUUGCGUCCCUAUAUAAAAGCAAUUCAAGUGAAUGUAUGGUUUGAAACUUAAAGAUUGUGCAGUUUGUAAAUAGGAAAAAUUACAUUUGUCAGAAAACAUAAUCUGAGUAUGUAAUACUAAUUUGUGUACCACCCUGUGAGAUUUAGUUAUCUUUAUUUCUUCUUUUACAUAAGUGUGUAUUAUUAAUGUAAAAUGUGUUGUUGAGGGAAAUUUGUGGUAAAAUAUUUUUUCUCUUGUGAUAAAGAUUUCACAAUGCAAAGAUAGUGUCGUGGAAAGGAUUUUUAUGUUUAUAUCAUUCAUUCUAAUUAUUAGUGCCUGUUGUUGAUUUAUUGGCUUUUAUGAAAUGUGCCCAAUCACAUGUUAUUUUCUGAUUAAAUGUAUGCCUACUUUAAAAAAAAAAAAUUGAUGGAUAUAGUAGUUGAGCUUCCAUGGUUUCCGCAAUAUUAUUUUGCUUGAGUUUGUCAAUUUAUCUAUUAAAUGCAAUCCAUCAAUACACCUUUCUAUAGUCAUAAAAUAAGCUCUAUAAUGCAAAGAUAUAUGUUAAAUAAAUAAAAUAAAUAAAUGUUACAUCAGUCAAACUCCUUGUGUAACACGGCUGAUACAGCAAACUCAGGUCAUGUUAUGACAUUGUUACAUUGCAUAUUUUAUGUGUUUAUGAGCUUUGUAAGAAUGUUUAACCAUGUUUUUAAGGAAUAGAUGCCAAGACUUAGAUGAGAAGAUUUAUACCACUCUCAUAUCUGAACAGUAAAUAUGAAAUUACAGCCAAAAGUUAUUUUUACAUAGCACAAAGACUGCAAACAGAGGGACACAGCUAGCCCGGCUCUUUCCAAAGGUAAGAAAAGACACCCAGAAGCAUGUCUGAAGCUCACUGAUUAAUACAUUUUAUCUAGUUUGUUAAAUUUGGACAAAACCACAGUCAAAUCAAGAAGUUUUACAGCGGGUUAUGUGCGAGACUAUUCCUCGACAAUGUGUUGUCUUCAGUGUUUGUAAGGUAUCAAUCUUCUCAUUUAACUCUCUGCAAGAAAGCAAAUACAUGUAAUUCCCAAAAUGUCAAAAUAUUCCUAUUUAUCAUGAAUAUAAUGUUCAGUUAGCCAUGAAUGUCAUCUUUAUCGUUUGUCUUCAACAACACUGUAGGUGUUGUAAAGUACUUACUAAACUUGUAUUUACUAAACUGAUUAAAAAACAGUAAAUAAUAGUAAUAGUUAA
Molecule: messenger RNA, 4898 nt
Organism: Micropterus salmoides (largemouth bass)
Lineage: Eukaryota; Metazoa; Chordata; Actinopteri; Centrarchiformes; Centrarchidae
Product: scavenger receptor cysteine-rich type 1 protein M160-like
Exons: 18
Coding region: 1-3510 (1169 amino acids)
Cellular component (GO): membrane
Source: RefSeq, a predicted model, not a curated record